GAAUAGUGAGCGCGCCGCCGCCCCGCCCGCCGGCGCAGACCCCGAGCGCGGCCGCGGACGAAGAUGGCGACCGCCAUGUACUUGGAGCACUACCUGGACAGCAUUGAGAACCUUCCCUGUGAACUUCAGAGGAACUUCCAGCUGAUGCGAGAGCUGGACCAGAGGACAGAAGAUAAAAAAGCAGAGAUCGACCUCCUGGCUGCAGAGUACAUCUCCACGGUGAAGACCCUGUCUCCGGACCAGCGGGUGGAGCACCUGCAGAAGAUCCAGAUUGCCUACAGCAAGUGCAAGGAGUACAGUGACGACAAGGUGCAGCUGGCCAUGCAGACCUAUGAGAUGGUGGAUAAACACAUCCGGAGGCUUGAUGCUGACCUGGCACGCUUUGAAGCAGAUCUGAAGGACAAGAUGGACGGCAGUGACUUUGAGAGCACCGGGGGACGAGGGUUGAAAAAAGGUCGGGGUCAGAAAGAAAAAAGAGGCUCCCGGGGCCGUGGUAGGAGGACCUCAGAAGAAGAGACUCCUAAGAAGAAGAAACACAAAGGAGGGUCUGAAUUCACGGACACCAUCCUGUCUGUGCACCCCUCGGACGUGCUGGACAUGCCUGUGGAUCACGAGCCCACCUACUGCCUGUGCCACCAGGUGUCCUACGGGGAGAUGAUCGGCUGCGACAACCCAGACGUGCUGUCCAUCGAGUGGUUCCACUUCGCCUGCGUGGACCUCACCACAAAGCCCAAAGGAAAGUGGUUCUGUCCACGAUGUGUUCAGGACAAGAGGAAGAAGAAGUGAGGCGCGCUGUCCUUCCGUGGCACACCCACACACUCCUCGUCCAUGUUGCAAUUCUUUCUUCAUUUUAAAACUACCUUAUUUGACUGAUAUUAAUAACUCGAUGGCCAGUUGUAAUUCUGGAUAUUUCUUAAACGGG
Messenger RNA from Sciurus carolinensis (gray squirrel), 922 nucleotides. RefSeq names its product inhibitor of growth family member 5 (gene Ing5). Gene Ontology annotation, biological process: positive regulation of DNA-templated transcription; positive regulation of apoptotic signaling pathway. Lineage: Eukaryota; Metazoa; Chordata; Mammalia; Rodentia; Sciuridae. Gene Ontology annotation, molecular function: chromatin binding. The record is from RefSeq and is a predicted model, not a curated record. Gene Ontology annotation, cellular component: nucleus.